AGCUCAUUUCCAAAUGUACUCACGUCUGUCUUUAGGGAGUCAAAGGGACUAAUUUAGACAGAUGCAAUAGUUGCACAUGUGGCAUAAGCGCAGUGCAAUAGUACUGCAAAGUUUUCCAGCUUCCUCGCAGACCCAGCUAACUGCACAACUCAGCCCAGAGUCGAGCUCCUGCGACAGGUUGCGCCGGUGUCGUAUCGCAGCUGCUCGCACAAGACGCGCGUUUGAACAGACUGUGGUUUAACGCGGAGGUGUCGCUGACAUUUUUGUUUGUAAAAAUCGAAUAUGCCAAAGAUAUUGACAGCUUCUAAAUUGGUCAGGGCUUGGAAGCAUGGAUUGCCGUUCACACUCAACGGUAGCACCGCUACUUGGAGAGCCGUUGGAGCACGAUUGUUCAGCGCAGGGGCCCAGUCGGCACACCUGGUGCUGGAGGAUGGCACACGGAUGAAAGGUUUCUCCUUUGGAUCUCCACAUUCAGGCUCUGGAGAGCUGGUGUUUAAUACUGGACUGGUGGGGUACCCUGAGGCUUUGACAGACCCCAGCUACAGGGGCCAGAUUCUCACCCUCACCUACCCUAUUGUGGGCAACUACGGAGUUCCCAACACUGAGCAAUUGGAUGAGCUGGGGCUCAGGAAGCACAUAGAGUCUGAUUGCAUUCAGGUAUCGGGGUUACUGGUGCAGGACUAUAGUCAUGAGUACAGUCACUGGAACUCGGUAAAGUCAUUGGCACAGUGGCUGCAGGAGGAGAAGGUCCCAGCUUUGUAUGGAGUGGACACGAGGAUGCUGACUAAAAUUAUCAGAGAUAAGGGUACGGUUUUGGGAAAAAUUGAAUUUGAAGGGCAGCCAAUGAAAUUUUUGGACCCAAAUCAUCGAAAUCUGGUAGCUGAGGUGUCUACAAAGGAGGAAAAGGUAUUUGGGAAAGGAAAUCCCAUUAAGGUUGUUGCAGUCGAUUGUGGGAUCAAGCACAACAUCAUCCGACUUCUUGUGAAGCAUGGGGCUGAGGUACACUUGGUACCAUGGGAUCAGGAGCUGCUGGGUUUGGAGUAUGAUGGGCUGUUCAUCUCAAAUGGCCCUGGGAACCCUGCCCUGGCCAGGACUCUUAUUGACAAUCUCCGCAAGGUCCUAGAGAGCGACCGUCGGGAGCCUGUGUUUGGGAUCUGCAUGGGGAACCAGAUAACCGCGCUGGCUGCUGGUACAAAGUCAUACAAGCUCCCAAUGGGAAACAGAGGCCAGAAUCAGCCAGUGACGAAUGUGGUGAAUGGCCAGGCCUUCAUCACGGCUCAGAACCACGGCUAUGGGAUAGAUAGCCAGUCGCUGCCCCCAGGCUGGCGCCCUCUGUUUGUCAACGCCAAUGACGGCACCAACGAGGGAAUAAUGCAUGAAACCAAGCCUAUCUUCACUGCGCAGUUCCACCCUGAGGCAAAAGGGGGCCCCACUGACACUGAGUUCCUGUUUGAUGUAUUCAUCUCCCUGAUUAAGAAAGACAAGGGCAGCAGCAUCAUGUCAGUGAUGCCCAAAAAAGUCCAGCCUCCAAAGCGAGCACAGGUGUCCAAAGUCCUGGUGUUGGGGUCAGGGGGGCUGUCUAUCGGCCAAGCAGGGGAAUUUGAUUACUCCGGCUCCCAGGCAAUCAAAGCCAUGAAGGAAGAAAACCUGAAAACGGUCCUAAUGAACCCCAACAUUGCCUCUGUGCAGACCAACGAGGUGGGCUCCAAGCAGGCAGACUCUGUGUACUUCCUCCCUGUCACCCCACAGUUUGUCACUGAGGUCAUCAAGGCAGAACGGCCUGAUGGGAUCCUCCUGUCAAUGGGUGGCCAGACAGCUCUUGACUGUGGGGUGGAGCUGUUUAAGAGUGGGGUGCUGCGUCAGUAUGGGGUGCAGGUCCUCGGUACGCCAGUGGAGUCCAUCAUGGCCACUGAAGACCGUCAGCUCUUUGCAGACAAGCUGACGGCGAUCAAUGAGAAAAUUGCCCCCAGCAUUGCAGUGGAGACGGUGGCUGAUGCCCUGCAGGCUGCCGAGCAGAUUGGGUACCCAGUGAUGCUGCGCUCUGCCUAUGCCCUGGGAGGGCUGGGCUCUGGCCUGUGUGCCAACAGGGAGAGGCUCCUGGAGACUGCCAGGAAAGCCCUGGCGCUGAGCAGACAGAUCCUGGUAGAAAAAUCUCUCCUGGGCUGGAAGGAGGUGGAAUAUGAGGUGGUGAGGGACGUAGCUGAUAACUGUGUGACAGUGUGCAACAUGGAGAACUUUGACCCCCUCGGUAUCCACACAGGUGACUCCAUCGUAGUGGCCCCCAGCCAGACCCUGUCCAACGAGGAGUACCACAUGCUGCGGGAGACAGCCAUCAAGGUCGUGCGGCACCUGGGGAUUGUGGGAGAGUGCAACAUCCAGUACGCCCUGCACCCUGCCUCCCUGGAGUACUGCAUCAUUGAGGUUAACGCCCGGCUGUCCCGCAGCUCCGCUCUGGCCUCCAAAGCCACAGGCUACCCCCUGGCAUUUGUCGCUGCUAAGUUGGCGCUUGGCAUUCCGCUUCCAGAGAUCAAGAACGCCAUGUCGGGGAAAACCACAGCCUGUUUUGAGCCCAGCCUGGACUACAUCGUCACCAAGAUCCCUCGCUGGGACCUGGACCGCUUCCAGGGCAUGUCUCGAGAGAUUGGCAGUGCCAUGAAGAGUGUGGGCGAGGUCAUGGCCAUAGGGCGCACCUUCGAGGAGAGUAUCCAGAAGGCCCUGCGGAUGUGCCACCCCUCUGUGGAUGGCUUCGUGCCCCGGCUGCCGAUGAAGAAGGCCUGGACUGAGCAUCAGGACCUGCAGCAGGACUGGGCCGUGCCCUCCAGCACUCGCAUCUUCUCCCUGGCAAAGGCUCUCUGCAAUGGGGUGACAGUGGAUGAAAUUCACAAACUGACAGCCAUUGACAAGUGGUUUUUACACAAACUGCGUCACAUCACUGAGCUGGAGAAACAUCUGGGCCAGUUCACCAGCUCCACUGUGCCAGAAGAUUUGUUGCAUAAGGCCAAGCAAGAUGGGUUCUCUGAUCGACAGCUCGGCCGGAUCCUGGGAGUUACAGAGACUGAGGCCAGAGACUUGAGACUCAGCAAGAACAUCAGGCCCUGGGUCAAACAGAUUGACACCCUUGCUGCUGAGUACCCUGCUGUGACCAACUACCUGUACUGCACUUAUCAUGGCCAGGAACAUGACCUGGACUUCACUGAUCAGGGAGUGAUGGUGCUUGGCUGUGGGCCCUAUCACAUUGGGAGCAGUGUGGAGUUUGACUGGUGUGCAGUCUCCAGCAUCCGGACUCUGCGGCAGCUGGGGCGGCGCACGGUGGUGGUGAACCACAACCCUGAGACAGUGAGCACAGACUUCGACGAGUGUGACCGGCUGUACUUCGAGGAGCUCACCCUGGAGCGUGUGCUGGACAUCUUGCAGCAGGAGGGCUGCAGUGGAAGCAUCGUCUCCGUCGGGGGUCAGAUACCCAACAACCUGGCCAUGCCGCUCCACCAGAACGGGGUGAAACUCCUGGGCACGAGCCCGCUGCAGAUCCACCGGGCCGAGGAGAGAUCCGUCUUCUCGAGCAUCCUGGACGAGCUGGCGGUGGCGCAGGCUCCGUGGAAAGCUCUGAGGUCUCUGGAAGAUGCCUUUGCCUUUGCCAAUAAAGUUGGUUAUCCCUGUCUUCUGAGACCUUCGUAUGUUCUGAGCGGUUCGGCAAUGAACGUGGUGUACGGUGAGGGCGAGAUGAAGCGGUUUCUAGAGGAGGCCACGCAGGUGUCGCAGGAACACCCAGUUGUCAUCACCAAGUUCAUUGAGGGAGCCAGGGAAAUAGAAAUGGAUGCAGUGGCAAGGAAUGGGAAGGUCCUCGUCCACGCCAUCACGGAGCACGUGGAGGACGCGGGCGUGCACUCGGGAGACGCCACUCUCAUGCUGCCCACACAGACCAUCAGCCAGGGGGCGCUGGAGAAGGUAAAGACCACAACUCGGAAAAUCGCCAUGGCAUUUGAUAUUUCCGGACCAUUCAACACACAGUUUCUCGUGAAAGGGAAUGAUGUCAUGGUCAUCGAGUGCAAUCUGCGUGCCUCCCGCUCCUUCCCCUUUGUCUCCAAGACCAUCGGAGUUGACUUCAUCGACAUCGCCACCCGGGUCAUGAUCGGGGAGCACAUCGACGAGUCCCGUCUGCCGUCCUUCGAAAACCCCCUCAUCCCCAUGGACUACGUGGGCAUCAAGGCUCCCAUGUUCUCUUGGCCUCGCCUGAGGGACGCCGAUCCCAUCUUGCGUUGUGAAAUGGCUUCAACUGGAGAGGUCGCCUGCUUUGGGCCAAACAUUUACUCAGCAUUCCUGAAAGCGAUGCUGUCCACGGGCUUUAAACUACCUCAGAAAGGAAUUCUCAUUGGGAUUCAGCAUUCAUUCCGACCAAAGUUCUUAGCCACAGCAUAUCAGCUCAAUGAAGAAGGGUUUAAGGCUCUGUGUUCCCAGCUCUAUGCUACUGAGGGCACUUCAGUCUGGCUCAAUGCUAAUGAUGUUCCCUCCACUCCGGUGGCUUGGCCAUGUGAGACAAGUGAUGACGUGAACCCUGCCCUGCCCAGCAUUAACAGGCUUAUCAGUGAAGGGGAGAUUGAUCUGGUAGUGAACCUUCCCAACAGCAGCACCAGGUUUAUCAAGGACAACUUCCUGAUCCGCAGGAUGGCUGUUGACCACGGAGUGCCCCUCAUCACCAACUUCCAGGUUGUGAAGCUGUUUGCUGAAGCAAUCAAGCACUGCAGUGAGCUGGAUGCCACCAGCCUUUUUCACUAUCGCCAGCGUGAUGUCAGUAAGCAGACUCCUCCUUCAGCUGUAGGGAACCUGUCUGUAUAGUUCCACUCCAGUGGUAGAAAGCCCUAUGAAUUGACAAAACUGCCUUAAUAGAUGCUAAUUAGUCAUAUAUACUGUACAGUGCGACUGGUAUACAGUAUCUGCCUCCCGUAGCUCUUAAUAUUGAGGAAAACAUGGGAGGUCCUUAUAUUUCUUUCCAGUGUUUUUUUUUUUAGGUUUUCAGUUCUUGUAAAUGUUAAAAAAUCUGAUUACUUUGUUGUGUUUAUUACAAUAUUUAACACACGUUUACAGUAGUUCCUAUCUAGUUAUAAAUGUGGUUGAAAAUGAAUAAAAUGGUUUCUGUA
Lepisosteus oculatus (spotted gar) is the source of this 5135-nucleotide messenger RNA. RefSeq names its product carbamoyl-phosphate synthase 1, mitochondrial (gene cps1). Gene Ontology annotation, molecular function: carbamoyl-phosphate synthase (glutamine-hydrolyzing) activity; metal ion binding; ATP binding. The record is from RefSeq and is a predicted model, not a curated record. Lineage: Eukaryota; Metazoa; Chordata; Actinopteri; Semionotiformes; Lepisosteidae. Gene Ontology annotation, biological process: 'de novo' pyrimidine nucleobase biosynthetic process; L-glutamine metabolic process. Gene Ontology annotation, cellular component: cytoplasm.